AUGCUGCGCAAUGGAUCUGUUGUAGAGCCGAGAGGUCGGUUUAAGAAAACCCACGAGGCUGCCAUCUGUGUUUCGGCUCGAGGAUCACAGGAGAAAGAGCGGGCACCCAGCGAGCAAGCUUCGAGGUGCUCGACAGGACGCAAAAGAAUAUUCAUUAAAUUCCACUCAAAAAAUACCAAAGAAGUAAUAAAGUCCGAGCGGAUCAAAAUGAUGGUUCCAAACGAAUCGCCAGCGGUUAAUACAAGCAAAACCGUUGCUGCCAACAGCAGGAUGGCAAUUGCUUUUUCUAUUUCCCUUUUGCUACUGAUCUUAUUGUGGCUCAAGCGCAUGGAUCUGGCGGUGGUACGAGCCUCAGGGCACCAUAAGGGGAGUUGCGAAAUCGAGCAAAGCGAAGGAAGAUCUCCCUGGCCUCCCCGGUCCACGCGCCGCUUGAACGUUACAAGGUUUUAUUCUAAGACUGGAGAACAAAGGGCGCCAGCAAGGUGA
Histoplasma capsulatum G186AR is the source of this 486-nucleotide messenger RNA. RefSeq lists its product as uncharacterized. Lineage: Eukaryota; Fungi; Ascomycota; Eurotiomycetes; Onygenales; Ajellomycetaceae. The transcript has a single exon. Bases 1 to 486 code for a protein of 161 amino acids. The record is from RefSeq and is a predicted model, not a curated record.